AUGUACCAAAUACAUAUAUCAAUUUGUCAAGACCCAAAAUCAAUCGAACUCCACAAAUUCGCCCCUGAGCAUAAUUACACCAAGACAAAAUCUACCAGCAGCAACAACAAAGCGGUACUCCAGUUUCCCCCUUUAGCGAGACCAAUCAAGAGAAUUGGUGAAGCAGAACGACGUUGUACGUCUCACCGACCAUUUCCAUAA
This is a messenger RNA of Botrytis fragariae, 201 nucleotides long. RefSeq lists its product as uncharacterized. The coding region runs from base 1 to 201 and encodes 66 amino acids. Lineage: Eukaryota; Fungi; Ascomycota; Leotiomycetes; Helotiales; Sclerotiniaceae. The transcript has 2 exons. The record is from RefSeq and is a predicted model, not a curated record.